AUGGUCAGAAUUGCUUACUCUGUGGCGUUGUACUUUGCGGUCUCGGUCCUGGCCAGUCCAGUGACACCUGACCCCGCGGGCGUCAAGAAUAUCGGAAACGCUGCCGGCCAGCAGUUCAUUGGCGGCGAGUGCCUGAGCUCGGCGGAUUGCGCCUCUACGUGCUGCGCUUUCAACGACAAUGGCGGAGGCGUCUGUUCGGGAGUUGGAGCCCAAUUCCAGGCCGGAAAGUCAGGCUGUGGGUUCGGAGAUGGCGGUGCGAGUCCUGCUGCUGCGUCGUCUGUAGCAGCCCCGGCAGCAACGGCUGUCGCAAGCUCCGGUGCAACGACCAUUGAUUCUUCGGCUCCAGGUGCUCAGAAUGUUGGUCUGGGCAAUGGACAGCAAUUCAUUACUGGGCAGUGCCUCUCGGACGCCGAUUGUGCGUCAGGUUGCUGUGCAAACCCAAAGGGCGUAUGUUCUGCAGUGGCCGUUGCCUUUGAUAGUGGCAAGCAAGGAUGUGGCUUUGUCGGCACGGCUGCCUAG
Messenger RNA from Pestalotiopsis fici W106-1, 519 nucleotides. RefSeq lists its product as uncharacterized. Lineage: Eukaryota; Fungi; Ascomycota; Sordariomycetes; Amphisphaeriales; Sporocadaceae. Bases 1 to 519 code for a protein of 172 amino acids. The record is from RefSeq and is a predicted model, not a curated record. The transcript is spliced from 3 exons.